Messenger RNA from Leptomonas pyrrhocoris, 1300 nucleotides. RefSeq lists its product as hypothetical. The record is from RefSeq and is a predicted model, not a curated record. NCBI's taxonomy places the organism in Eukaryota, Euglenozoa, Kinetoplastea, Trypanosomatida, Trypanosomatidae. The transcript has a single exon. Bases 152 to 1300 code for a protein of 382 amino acids.
GGAGACCCACACACGGUGCCAAGUCCAGGCAAGCGUAAUCAGACUUGCACGGCGACAGUGGGCGCUACACACUGCCGCUUGCGUUCUUCAUUCUUUUCGCUGUUCGUUCUAGGAGUUGCUUUUUCCUCUCUCUCAGUAAUUUCUGCUGUCCAUGGCGGGCGCUGUUGAGGCUGUCGCGCGUCCAUCGUGUGCUGCCACAAGUCAUGUGAGCGAAGGUGCGCAACCACCAAAGCGCCGUGACAUUGACGCGUUCAUGGUCAAGUACUCUGCGCACUUGCCUCACCUGGUCUUCGAUGACGAGGGACGGACGCCCACCAACGGACUUCGCUUGCCCGUAGUCUCUUCUCGCUUCAUGGCGCCGUAUCUCUACACCGGUGUGGACUACGCCCUCGUCCUCGCCGCCUGCUUCCCCGCCCGCUGCAUCGAUCUCGCGUCACUGAAUUGGUCGUCCACUCCACUCGCCUCUCAACGCCUGGGCAACCUGCGCGUGUUUUGCGAGGCCGCCAGGGCCCUCGCGCUGCCCGAUGCGCCGCUCUCGGCGCUUCAGGCCGAACUCCUGCAAUGCAGCCCGGCCUGCGUGGUGGCGCACCUGAAGGUGCAGCAUUGGCUCUACAGUCUCUCUCUGCGCUUCGUGCCGCACGGCGACCACGACGCUGCGACGCUGCGUGCGGUGCAUCGCCACUUGCAGCUGGGCGAGCCCUAUUUGAAGCGGCAGAGGACGGAGUUGGGCCAGCGGUACGACACCUGCCCGUCGGUGCACGAGUGCGCCCCCUUCUCCGCAAAAGACCUUCAGCGGUGCUGUGGGCCUGUCCUGGCGCCGGUCCCACCCUUUAUCGAGGUGCCGGUCGCGUCCGCGCAACCAGGUCCCUCCUCGUCCAACUCAAGACGUGGAGGCAAGGAGAACGACAUCAUUUCCACCGCUGCCGGCGGAACCGAUAGGUCAUCGAAGAGUGACGACGAAGAAGGCGGCGGCGCGUUGCGAAUGGCGAAGCAGAAGCCGUGGUUGAAUUACAGCAAACCGUGGCUGUUGCCUUCUUUGCGAGCAGCGGAGGCGAAGAAGGCUGCCAGUGAGGCUGCUGCGGCCAAACAGGAGCAGGAGGAGCGGGAGCGCAAUCCUCGCUACAACGCUUUUGUUGCGCAGUCAACGGAUGUUAAUCAGCAGUACAUGCUGUCGAGGGCCGCGGCAGCGGAGAAGCGCGACCAACUUCGUGUCGUCAAGGCGUUCAUUGUGGAGGAGAUCACAGAAGGAAAGCCACUCGAUUUUAAGGAGCUCGUGGACCGCCUCAGAGGGCAGCGCUGA